This is a messenger RNA of Corylus avellana, 896 nucleotides long. NCBI's taxonomy places the organism in Eukaryota, Viridiplantae, Streptophyta, Magnoliopsida, Fagales, Betulaceae. The record is from RefSeq and is a predicted model, not a curated record.
GCCAUUUCACUUUCCCAUAAUAUCCUCCAACACAAACCGUAUUCUGCAAAAUCUUUUUCUGUACCUUUGUGGCGGGAAGCCUCUUCUCUUAAAAACCCUAAAAAGCCCCCAAAUUCUUAAUCCUCCCAUUUUGAUGCAAUGCCCAGCCAACAAGCGAAGUAAUUUUGGAUAGGAUUCUCUUACAGAAGAAUAAACAUCCACUAAGCACUCCACUCUGCACUAUGUACUGGCUUGCAACUAGAAACGUCGUCGUUUCGCUUCCCCGGUGGCGUUCCCUCGCUCUCUUGCUUCGUUCUGCAGCUCCCAGGCACUGCUCAUUCAGGCCUUCACCGACGCUUCGCUACAGCAGCAGACAGUUGGAUGGGAUUUGUUGUUUUAAAGGCCAGAAAGUUUUGAAGGGAAGCUCAAAAACCACCAAGAAAUCUAAAGCAUUAAAUGGUGCCCUCAAUGAUAGGGAUCUUUCUCACUUACUAUGGUGGAAGGAGAGGUUGGAGAGGUGCAGAAAGCCUUCAACUGUUCAGCUGGUUAAAAGGCUUACAUAUACCAAUUUGCUAGGCUUGGAUGUUAACUUGAGAAAUGGGAGUCUAAAAGAAGGAACACUCAACUGGGAGAUGUUGCAGUUUAAGUCAAGGUUUCCACGUGAAGUUUUGCUCUGCAGAGUUGGGGAAUUUUAUGAAUCCAUUGGAAUAGAUGCUUGUGUUCUUGUUGAAUAUGCAGGCUUGAAUCCUUUUGGAGGUCUGCGUUCAGAUAGCGUUCCAAGAGCUGGUUGCCCCGUAAUGAAUCUUCGGCAAACUUUAGAUGAUUUGACACUUAAUGGGUAUUCAGUGUGCAUAGUGGAGGAAGUUCAGGGUCCAACACAAGCUCGUGCUCGUAAAGGUCGUUUUAUAUCUGGGUAA